AUGAUCAACUCUCGCCAAAAUGCAAUUAUGCCUGUUGUUUAUGAUUUACCAUAUGUUCCUCCAAGCUCUUAUCGAAAAAAUCGUUCAGCAUCUAUUUCCGAUUCUUACUGUUUAUGUGGUAAUAAGCUUAAAUGUUUACUUGGACUCAUUCUUACUACUAUCGUUGGUAUUGCACUUGUCAUAGCCUUAGCAUUUAUUAUUACAUCUAUUAAAAACGACGAAUCGACAAACAACAAUUUAAUGAUUGAUGCAAAUAAUACUUCAGGCAGUAACAUCACGAUGAUAACAACAAAUGAUUUUGUUAAAGAUUCAGGAUGUUAUUUUGGUGGAGAUUUUGUUAAUCUCGUUAAUGGAAAUUAUCGACGAAUUGAUCAAUUACAAGUAGGUGAUCGUAUAUGGUCACUUGCUAACGAUGGACAAACAUUAAUCGAAGAUGAAAUGAUUUUAAUGAUGCAUUCCGAAUCAAAUAGUUCAAUUUCUUUCUAUACAUUUAUAACAUUCGACGGACAUUUUCUUAGUUUAACGGGUACUCAUUAUAUUGCCGUUAUUGAUAUCGAAUUGAACACAACAAUAUAUAUACAAGCCUCUAAAGUAGCAAAUAAACAUCAGCUUAUAAUGCCAAAUCGUACAGUUAAAAUAAAUAAAAUAAUCCAGUCUUUUCGUACUGGUUUUUAUUCACCAUUAACCACAACGGGUAAUUUACUUGUCAAUAAUAUUUCAACUUCAGUUUAUGUUGCUAGUUAUGAAGUAUUACCUGAAAUUCUUCAUAGAGUUUUUACUCCAAUUCGAAUGUAUUACUAUUUAAUGCGAUGGUUAUUUGGAAAUAAUUAUAAUCCAUUUGAAAGUAAUAUUACAAAUGGUUUACAUCCAUUACCUGCUUUUCUCAAAGCAAAUGAAACUACUAUUCGUUUUCUUUACAAUACUGAGAAGAAUAUGAUAUUAAUAAUUAUCAUGACUUUGACAAUGUAUCUAAGUCAAAAGUACAUUAAACGGAGUGCUAUAUGA
Messenger RNA from Adineta steineri, 1005 nucleotides. The record is from the annotation of a GenBank genome assembly. Lineage: Eukaryota; Metazoa; Rotifera; Eurotatoria; Adinetida; Adinetidae.